UCGUCUCUUUAUGCGAGGGUUGAUUCUCCAGUUUCGGAUGCCUCUGGCUGGGAAGAAGCCCUAAUCUUCGAGUCAGGAGAGCAAAGUGAGAACAGUGAAAGCAGAAUCCUCUUUUUUUUAAAGAAGGCUUUGUCUCGUCCCUUCCCAUUCGGGAAAGAGCUCCUAUGCCAUCCUCAUCAAAAUCCAAUAGUCAGUCAAGAUCUCUUCUACCCUGGUAAACUCGUAUAUAAAGAUAAAGAAGAAGGCCAGUUGUACGGAACUUAUUAUUACAAAAAAGAAUCUCCUGCCUUACUUCAAGCUGCCAGGCGCAGGCAAAGUGUGAACCAAUUCCUAUAUUGCUUGGAACCGAGCGAGAAAACUACAAGCGCGCUAGCGCCUAAAGGUGGGCAGGCCUCCUUUCGAUCGAUUACCGGAGUCUUCUAUUCGAAUCCUCAACCCUUACCAACCUACUCGACCGUAUUCUACUCCCCUGUUGCUGCAUCAGCUGCCUACUCUGCUUUCCUACGCUUCUUUCUUUGUCUUUUCCGCCGGCUUCUAGGACCGUUGAUCUCAAUUACAUCGACCCUUGGUCUUGGUGUUGCAGCUGCGCCUUUGCAUUCUAUAUUGAAAGGAACCCCUUCUUUAUCGGUUUUCCUACGCUUCCAUAGGAGUUGUCUUCGGAAAGGGACAAGAGCCAGGGACAACCCAUACUAG
This is a messenger RNA of Striga asiatica, 693 nucleotides long. Lineage: Eukaryota; Viridiplantae; Streptophyta; Magnoliopsida; Lamiales; Orobanchaceae. The record is from the annotation of a GenBank genome assembly.